Lingula anatina is the source of this 759-nucleotide messenger RNA. RefSeq lists its product as uncharacterized. The record is from RefSeq and is a predicted model, not a curated record. NCBI's taxonomy places the organism in Eukaryota, Metazoa, Brachiopoda, Lingulata, Lingulida, Lingulidae.
AACCGCUGCUGCGAACGCUUAUCGAAGAAAACUACCGUAGUCUAACUUUAGGCGGAAGACUUGGGAACAACUGUCCGUCAAAAUGAUGAAAUAUGGAGUGAUCUUCGUGCUUUUGAUAGCACUGGCUUUGGGCGCCCGUGAUAGAGCGCGCAUGGUAAGCCGCGCUUGUCAAAAAAUCCGAAAAACUGGCGAAUGCCCUCGACCUAUGAUUGGGAAGUUCUUGUGCAAAGACUUAGGAAACGGGGAAAUAGAACACAAGAAUUUGUGCCAGUUCAUGAAGGACAACUGCCAUGACCCCAGAGAAGACGGCUAUCACCUGUGUGACGCAGACAAAGAACCAAUCACCCACCGCAGCUCGGGUCACGUGGACGGGCAAGGGAGGUUCCAUGCGCACGGUCGAGGCGGUUACCAUGACAGCGAGGGUCACUACCACAAUCACGGACGUGAUCAACCGCACCACCAUUAACCGGGAACGUCGAGAAUUUCGUGAUUUUGAAUUGGAAUUGAGAGUAGCUGUUAGGCCACGUGACUUGUUAGUUUUCUGAUGUAGUCAUCUUACAAACUGGGGGACAUACAUGUAUAUGUUCUAUGUCAACUGCCAAAUGGCAGGAUCGAAUUCUUUGGUGAGCCUUAAAUACUCAACCUAAAACUGUGAAACAUAGACGCACAUUUGUCAGUAACAAUUUAAAACUAUUUCUAUUCAACAACUGUACCACCUAAGUUUUAGAAUUAAAGCUUUAGUUUUUUCCAGAAAUGUCA